Prinia subflava (tawny-flanked prinia) is the source of this 1142-nucleotide messenger RNA. It is a transcript of the gene SWI5, whose product is annotated as SWI5 homologous recombination repair protein. The transcript is spliced from 5 exons. The coding region runs from base 16 to 618 and encodes 200 amino acids. Gene Ontology annotation, cellular component: Swi5-Sfr1 complex; Swi5-Swi2 complex. NCBI's taxonomy places the organism in Eukaryota, Metazoa, Chordata, Aves, Passeriformes, Cisticolidae. The record is from RefSeq and is a predicted model, not a curated record. Gene Ontology annotation, biological process: double-strand break repair via homologous recombination.
ACUACAACUCCCGGCAUGGCCCUCGGCAGCAGGACUACAACUCCCGGCAUGCCCUGUGGCGGGGGCACUACAUCUCCGGUGUGGCGGGAGCGCCGAGCCCUCAGCCCUGGCCGAGCGGGUCCCGCCGAGCGCGGGCCGCAGCCCGCCCCGCCAGCCGCCGCCGCGGGCCCUGCCCAGGAGGGUCUCGGGCGGCGGCCGGCGGAGCGGCACGGGCGGGUUCAGGGCACCGGUGAGUCCUGCGCGGGGCUGCCCCGGAGCCGCUCACACGUUCGCGGGGGCUCAGCCCGGCCCGGUGGGGAGUGUUCUUCCUUGAGGGUGAAGGUGCCGGUUCCCCGGAUCCCAUCCCCAAAGUCCUUCCAGCCUAAUGGAGCCAGUGAAGAAGCCCUGCAGUGUGAAAUCGAAGAGCUGAAACAGAAGGACCUUGCUCUAGACCAGGAAAUUGCACAAUUAUUGUCCGAGGGCUACAGCCUGGAGGAACUGGACAAGCACAUCUCUCUGCUCCAUGAGUACAAUGAAAUCAAAGAUGCUGGGCAAAUGCUCCUGGGCAAGCUAGCUGUUAUCCGAGGGGUCACUACAAAACAGCUCUACCCUGAGUAUGACCUGGAGCUCAGUGACUGAACCUGGAGAGUGCCAUGUCCUGCAAAAGUGACUGUCACUGGGCCAUUAUGUGCUGGUCAUCCUGGUUUAGAAGAGACAGAAGGUGGAAAAGGAACCUUUGGAAAAGGGAUAUAGGAUUUGAAGAGACUUCCUGAUCAACAGGACUUUUUUCUUAAUUUUUUUUUUUUUUGAAAGAUUGUAGUUCAGGUUGAUAUUGAGCCUCUUCCAUGGAGCCUUUGAUUCCCUGCAGUAUCCAGGGGCUGUUUAGUUACUGAAUGGAUAGAGGAAGUGAGGACAGACAAAUGUGCAAUGUAUUAGCUGCUUUGAAAAGAAAACUCUCAGAGGAAGGAAGGGAAGAAGGUGGAAAUUGUGAUUUGAAGGUUUUAGUUUGUUUUAUCAACAAAUCCAGGGAAGUCUGGGUGUUUGCAAUUUUUUACUUACCUGCUCUGGUAUCUGGAGGUUUUGUAUCAUUUCUGUAGUAAAUGGCAAAAUGUAAAUUUGUGUUGAACUGUCCACUCUGAAUAAAGCAACCUUCACAUCUGUCA